AGAGGAGGCACAUACAAAAUAGGCCUAAUUAAAAACAUAAUGUAUGCUGCUGUAGCAUGACGGAGAACUCUGGUUUGACUAAAUAGAGAUCAAGCUUAUUGGCCUGGUUCUGUCCCUUCCUUUGAUUAUAUCACAUGACACACAGUGGUCCAAAAUGGCGUCGGGUGUUGUCAAGUCUGCAUCCAGUUCUUCUUCACUGGACUCGGAAAAUUCGGGCAAAUUAUCCAACGAUGAAGUUGUCAGUGAGAUGUCUGGCGAGUUCAACAAAUUUCUUAACCUGAAUAUGGAAAAAGAGGAAAAAAAGUUCAAUGACAGUGUGGAAAUGAUGCUGACUAAACUGGAUGAAUUCUUCUCUUUAGUUGAUAUGAUUCGCAGUGAUACGACGCUCUGCCUCUCCACCACUGUUCCGGAUAUCCAAGCCAAGUGUCAGGAAAUUGAAGCUGUCUUUGAGAAAAUUGAUAAGCUGGAGGAUUUUGUUGCUAUUGUCAGAGAGUGUGUCUCAGCCACUGAAGAGAAAGUGAACAAGGCAGAGACAGACUUGGGGGCUGUUGGGGGCCUGGUGAAAAAGCUCACCUCUUUUGUCUCAAAGAAAAAAAACCCAGCACAUCCCCGAGGGGGCAGAACAGAUUAUGUACCAGUCAACAUCUUCUCCACGGACCAGUUCUUUGACCACUCUCAGGACUCUGCGAUGUCACCCCCCAAAGACGUGCAAGACGAACUGGCCAGCAGCAGCAGCUCCUCAUGACACAGUGUUCACAAACUUUACGGCUCAUUCUUUAACUGGGUUGAGGGCUUUCCUGAUCAGACCUGCCAAGUACUCCGACAAAAUCUCAGCUCUCCGAGUUUGUUUUUUAAAUUUGAAGAACCAUUAACAGAUUUGCAGAAAAUCUAACCUUUUUUGCUCAAAUUCCAUUUCCGCCAGGUGGUAUGCGACUUAUCACAAAAGACAUGAAAACACACCAAACACGUUUUCAUUUGAGUUUAUUUGCGUGUGUUUGCAAUACAUGUGGCUCAGUCGAUUUGUUAUGUAAUCUUAAUCUACAAUGGCUCUGGAUUUUUUUUCCCCCAAACUCGCAUUUUUUUUAGGGGGGAUUUGAGGAAAUAUUUCUGGUCAUGGAGUGGUUGGCAGGUCUGUCUGAUGAUUACUGAAAUUUGAGGGAGUGGAGGUGGGGCUGGAUGGUCAGGACUGAUAUUUAAUCAAAGACACGUACGGAGAAAACAGUCCCUGGAUCCCGUUGAUUCCUGCUGCUGCCGUUUUUUCCUCGUAUGUUAUUUAUGCAAUUUUCAUGAGUGGUUGAUAGUCUGCCAGAUCAUAGGAAACCUUUAGGUAUGCAUGGCUAAAAAGCAGGCAUACAUGUAUGUUUUUGGGGGUUUUUUUUAGAACAGAAACCUCAGAAGAUAAUUAAGAAUCAGAAUAUUAAUGAGGUAUAUCCUACUCUUUGUCUUCAAAGGUCAAAGAAUGAUUUGGGUAAAUGUAAAACAGGUGUGACCUCUUCAUCUCAAAUAUUCUACUGUUUAGAAAUUGAAUUAAAAACGUUUUUUUGUGUCUUUUUUAUUCAUGUUAGUAAAAUUUUGAGUCAGGUGAGAUUAAACGUUUUUGCACUUUGCUUUUUAAUUAGUCAUUGACAUUAAGCACCUGUAGGAGGGACACGACGCGCACAAAAAUACCCACUACUGUUUCAGAGCUUUCUGUUUUCCCCAUCUUUAUGUCAAUGGUCACGACAGAAUACAAGAACAGUGGUCUCUGCCAAAGAACCUCGUCACUGGGAGACAAAAAAUGGGGUUUCUUAGUUAAAUAUGACCCAAGUACAAUCAGGUAGUUGAUGGGUGCUCUAGCAUGGUAUGCUUCUUGUUUCCUUUGAAACAUAUAUCAUACUUAUCUGUCCUUCUUUUCUCUGUAUGUUAUUCUCCAAUCAUCCCCCCAUCUAUUUGUUUUGCAAGUGCCAUAAAAAAAAAAAACUCUUAUUGAAACCAAAACUACACCAUAGGAGGUACUUAAGCCUGAGAGAAAAUGGAGAGGUUUCUUGUUUUAUUUUAUUGUGGGUUUUUUUUUUUUGGGGGGGGGGGGAGUAUAUAAAUGACUAAGUGUGUACAUAUGUUGGUGGGUGCUGGUUGUUGUUUCGGGUGUAAGUGAGAAUGAAUGGCUUCACAGUUUUGAGUAAAUUUGUAAAUUUCCAUGUCGCUGCAUCAUCAUGGUGGUUUGUCAGAGUAUUGAAACUUGUGAAACAGAACCAGUCGCAACACUGUAUCAGUAAAGAGUAAAAAUGACCCAUGAAGGGGUCAGCUUGUGUAAGAUGAUAAUCGGACUAUUUGACUUUGACUUCUUGAGAGAGGGGCAAGAGACUGAACCAAUGGAAAACCAGUCAGCUUCUGACCUGAUCAAUAGAGCUCUAUUCCAUGCCUAAAAAUGUUCUGUGUAAAUGUGCAGUGCCUGCAGGGUGAUGAUUCUAGUCGUAUGCUGGUUCGCCCAACCUGCACUUUCAUCUCCUCAACCCACCUUCACAUCUUUUGCCUUCUCCUUCAUUAACAAAGACCCUGUGAAUGCUAUCUGUUACAGAAAAGUGUGGGUAAGUAUGGGGCUUAGAAAAGUAUAUCUCCCUUACCUCAGUCCGAGCUCGGAGGUGGAAUUUAUAUUUUAGAAUGGGUUCUUAGGCAUGCAAGUUAUAGAGAGAAAAAAAAUGUUGUUACGCAGAAAAAAUUGGCUCUUAGGUAGACCAGGUUCUUAUGCGAAGUGUUCUUAAGUGGAGACCACGGUACUUGAUGUUUCUGUGAAUCAUAUGUUAGUAACACAUGGUUGUUGCCUUACUUACUUUUUCAAGUGCUUUGUGAUAGCGGAGAAUAAGUUGUGCAUUCCUAUGAAAACUUAAAGGAAAAUAAAAUAAGUACCGAUUUUUUGUUCUUUUAAAAAAUGUAUCUGCAACAUUUAAAAGAAACAUUUAGUGGUUUCAGCAAGUUACUCAGGUGCUAAUUUGACCUUUCAUUUUGUAUUUUGUUGCUGUUGGGCUAUUCUUGAGUUUUAAUUAAUCCUCUAUUUAUGUACUUACCUGUGUUCAAAGAUAAUGUCUAUUUUAAAUUAUUUUUUGUUUGUCCUUCGCUUUUUUUCCCUUGUUUUAUUUGUCAGCAUUUCAUUCACAACAUUAAAAAAUGUGAUAUAUUUAAAGAGUGCCUUUCUUUUGAAAAGAAAUGAUAUGUAAUGAAUGAAAGAUGAGUCUGCUUUUGCCAUCUAAUCUAGAUUAAGAUACGUAUGUAUCAUAUUUCAAGUUGUGGCUAGUGUGAAAAGAUCUAUGUUAACCCCGAUUAAGAUCCUCUAGUCAACGAAGACAUUUUGUCAGCACAAAAGGAGAGGAAAGCCCAUCAUAAUUUGUUAUUGUCUAUGUGGCAGCUUGUUGGAUGUUCCCUCCUUGCUGCUUACCUGAUGAGUCAUUGAGCAUAAAGCAUUGUUUGUAUCCGGCAGUGUUGGAAGAUGUUGACUCUUUAUUGUGGAGCAGUUGGAUUCCUGGUGUUUAGCCAUUCUCAUUUCUUGACAGAGGUCAUCUAGGACAUGAUUUUUGCCUCCGGAUUACCACUGAAAAGUAAUCUUGGGUCUGAUGCGCACACAGUCAGGAGGAGAAAUUAUAUUACCAUAGCCAUACUAAUUUCAGUCAAAAAGGGAAAUAUUGCUAUAGCCAUACUAAUUUCACAGUAAAAAAUAGAGAUAUUAUCAUAGCCAUUUUAAUUUCACAAUAAAAAAAAGAGAUAUAAUCAUAGCCAUACACAUUUAACAGUAAAAAAAAAAAAAAAGAGAGAUAUUAUCGUAGUCAUACGAAUUUCACAGGUAAUUUUCCUCUCAUCAUAUGAAGGUUCAUAGCUAUAAUAUGAAAACGUGAGAAAUUUCGUAGUUUACUUAUUUAUGGCUACUCGUGUUGUUUCCCUUCUGCUGUCCCAGGUUAGAUUAUGUGGCUGUGAAUGUGAAGGGAUUUACAGUCUCCUCCUCUUGUCCAUGGCUGUGGCACAGUGAUUCUUGUAGAUUUCAUGUUCUGUACAUUUGCUGGCUAAACCGUAAAGGAUGAAUUUUUCAAGUGAAAGAAACUCAACAGUGAAAGUGGAAGACGAGACGGAGUGCAUGUGUGUGCCCCUUUUAUCUGAAUGUAGUUAUUUGUGGAGAGGAACACUUGUAGUGAGUAUAUUUAUGCAUCUCAACAGUGUUUUGCAAUCAUGUAUGGAUGUUUUUUUCUCUCUCUUUAGUUUCUGACUACUGUUGAUUACUUCCAGGCAUAACUUUUUGUUGAAUUAUUCAUGCCCUUCCUGAGCCAAUGCAGAGAGCUUGGUCUGCCAUCAGGAUACUGGGCUUUAAGAAAACAUUCCAAAAUCUGUGAUGGGUCUAAACUACCCAUGAUAGAAUUAGAAUGUAAAGUGUUAUGUGGCAUAGAGGGCGUGUUCUAACUGUCUGGCGUUUCUGCUUGUCUACUCCAUCAGUCCCAUAGUCUUUCUUGUGAAAUAUGUUUUUCAGGUCCUACGACAAAAAAAAUGUUUUCAUCUAUAUCACAUUGUCAGAAACAUGUGAGCUGUAAAAUCAAUAUCUACUGGUGUGUGAAAGACUGAGUAGUAUAAUAUAUGUCCUUUCUUUUCGAAGUACAGUCGAGAUUGUCCAAAACAGCCGCCCUUUGUUAAGGAAAAAGGAAGUUGUCUUGGAUUGAUAAACGUCUUGGACAGUAUCAUUAUAAGAAAAAACUGCAGUUAAAAAGUGGUAUUGGUAAAUAGUCAUUUGUACAAACGAUUACUUUGGACUGGUGCUUGUUGAAGCAGGUUUGACUGUAUAUAUGUUUGACAUUUUAUGCAACUGCACUCAUUAGUGGCAAAGUAAAUUAAACAAGGAAACGGCAUACAAUGGAAUGGGAGAUGUAUCUGCUCUAAAUUUGUGAUUGGAAAGGUUGAUUUUGUUCUUCAAAAUUUGGAACAUAGCUUUCUUUAAUUUACCUGUCACUGGGUUUACAUUCAACUUAGUCCAAAAAUGUAAUUUUGCUUUGACCAGAUGUUCUAAUGUUUUAACAGACAUACAGAAUCACUGUUCUUGUUUAAUACCUCAUUAAGAACACUUUUCAUUUGUCUUAAGAUGAAGGGGCCAGGAUAAGUUGGUCUGCGUCAGUUUGUCAUAUUUUGAUAUUUGAUUAUUUUUCAAAGUGAGAAGGUGGGAAUUUUUCCUUUGUGGAGAGUUACUGGCACUGACACUGCAGUUCUUUCUCAACAUGAUGGUGCUUUCAGUCAGGUUAGAAUGCUGUUUGUGUAUGUGUACUUCUCUAUUCCUUUAUCCUGUUUAAAGAUAUGGCUGUGUGUAUGUGUUUGUGUCAUGUGUGUGUGUGUAUGUGUAUGUUUGUAUUUGCAUGUGCUAGUGAAUACAUUGGACUGUGUAUCAUUUUUAUUUUAUUUUUUUGUUGGGGGGGGGGGGUGUUAUAAGGCACCUUCAUUUUAAAUAAAAACCCAUUUACAUUGGACAAGAUAGCCUGACGUAUGAAUUCAUUCUUGUUUUCAGUGUGUGUUGAUAAGUCUAGGCAUGUUUGGGUGUAUGUAUGAAGAUGUGUUUCAUUGCACAAGAUAAAAGUUCAUAUAUAUCCCUAUUUAGUAGCUAAAAAAUAGAAAAAAUCUACUAAUAUUCUUUUAUGUUGGGAUGUAUGUAUGUAUGAAGAUAUUGUGUAAAUGUGUUUUGUUGCACAAGAUUGAAAUUCAUGUCUCUAGUAGCUAAAAAAAAAGAAAGCUAAGUUUAAGUGUCAGAUUUAGAGCAGUGUAUACUAUUCAACUAACUGAAUGAAGUGUCUGUAUCCCCACCACUGUGACGAGAGUUUGUCAUGAACUUGAAGCGUUUGUACGAAUUGUGAUAUUGUUGCACAUGUACAGUGGAGUCUGCUUAAACUGAAAUCUAUGGGGCCACUAGAUUUUCUUUGCUUUAGUGAGGUUCUCGGUUUUGAGAGCAAUAGAAGAGAAAAAAACCUGGCUAUUUAUAUAUAUUUUUUUUUACCACUGGGUUUUUUUUUAAAUUACCGUGUUCAGUUAAGUGGACUCCACUGGGUACUGGGUAGAUACAUGGGGGUUUAGAUAUUGUGGUUGUUUCAAUGACCUUUCUUAUGUAUGACCUCCAUGGGUUGUUUCUAGAACAAAGCUUUCAUGUAAUUUUGAACUUGAAUAGUCUGCAGUGAUCCAUACGGAGUGUGAGUAUUAAAUAUUUCUUAGUAGUCAGUGAAUGACAGUGCUAUGAUAAGGGCUUCCUGAAUAUUUUGUUCAAUAUUAUUUCUUAUUAUCUUUGUGAUUAGAUCCUAGCACAUUGUGCUUGCCAUAUUAUGUAGAGUGAUGCAACAGUAUGAGCUGGAAGACAAUGUAAGAACAGGUUUUUUGUAUGUAUUUGUUUAUUCUUUUUUUUUUAAGGAAAAAAGCUUAUGCUCAAAAACUGAAUCAUUGGGAGGUGUUUUUUCAUCAGGAUACUGGUCUGAGAGGAAAGUUCGGACUCUCUUGGAUUCGAUCUCCACACUUUUUUGUUGACUUGAUUGGUUUUUGUUUGGUUGUGAAAUAUGUAGAAUGGUUUGUAAAUUGGAGCUUCAUUGAAAGAAUACCAUUGAAAUUAAUUCCCCCAAAAAAUAAUUGUAUGUGUAAAUGAUUUCAGCUGUAUGUUUUGGGUUCAUGAUUAUAUGCAGUAGUCUUUGUCUAUCAUCACCCUCCGAGGUUGGGUUUUUUUUUUUCAAUAUUCAUUUUCUGCACUUGUUUAAAUGCUAUCAGAACUGUGCCUUAUGUGAUUAAUUCAUGAUUAAAUACGUUUGCAUAUAUACAUGUA
This is a messenger RNA of Aplysia californica (California sea hare), 6799 nucleotides long. RefSeq names its product biogenesis of lysosome-related organelles complex 1 subunit 4. Gene Ontology annotation, cellular component: BLOC-1 complex. The record is from RefSeq and is a predicted model, not a curated record. NCBI's taxonomy places the organism in Eukaryota, Metazoa, Mollusca, Gastropoda, Aplysiida, Aplysiidae. Bases 155 to 745 code for a protein of 196 amino acids. The transcript has 5 exons.